Messenger RNA from Ustilago hordei, 1200 nucleotides. RefSeq lists its product as uncharacterized. Gene Ontology annotation, cellular component: nuclear pore. Gene Ontology annotation, biological process: transcription-dependent tethering of RNA polymerase II gene DNA at nuclear periphery; RNA export from nucleus. The coding region runs from base 1 to 1200 and encodes 399 amino acids. The transcript has a single exon. NCBI's taxonomy places the organism in Eukaryota, Fungi, Basidiomycota, Ustilaginomycetes, Ustilaginales, Ustilaginaceae. The record is from RefSeq and is a predicted model, not a curated record. Gene Ontology annotation, molecular function: ubiquitin binding; RNA binding.
AUGGCAUUCUUCUCCUCCGCCUCCACCCCAUCCACCUUUGGCGCUCGCCCAGCUGCAACCCCAACCUCCAUCGGCCAAAUCAACACCUCAGCCGCCUCCAAAACCACCGGCGAUCAAGACCAAGAAGUAGCUCCUGCCCCCUCCGAUACUGUCUCGUGCCUCUCCUUUUCUCCCACCGCCGACUUCCUCGCCGCCUCUUCAUGGGAUAACAACAUCCGCAUCUACCAAAUCAACAAAACCUCCCCCACACCCGUCACUCCUUGGCAGCAGUACUCCCACGAAGGUCCCGUCUUGGAUCUAUGCUGGAGCAGUGAUGGGGCAAAAAUCUUCAGUGUGGGCGCGGAUAAAGUAUGCAGGAUGUUUGAUAUGAAUACGAACCAGCCUACCGUUGUGGCGCAGCACAAUGACACGAUUAGAAGUGUAAGGUGGUUGAAUGUAGCAGGGGGUGUAUUGUUGACAGCGGGAUGGGACAAGGUGUUGAAGAUUUGGAAGGUGGAUAAUCCUGCAGCGGGACCUAACAUGGUUCAUAGCUUGAACUUGCCAGAGAAAUGCUAUGCGAUGGAUAACGUGCAGAAUGUGGUAGUGGUGGCGAUGGCGGAGCGUAUGGUGUUGGGUUUCAGAUUGGAAGAAACUGGAAGCAUCACACCAUUGGUAGAGCAACAGUCUCCACUCAAAUACCAAACUCGAUCAAUGGCAGUCUUACCCGAUGGAGACGGCUACACACUGGGCGGUGUCGAAGGUCGAGUGGGAGUCCAAUACUUCCAUGACCCUCCAGACAAAGACAACAAGGUCAAGAAAUUUGCUUUCAAAUGUCAUCGUCGUGCUAACGCCGAUCAUCCGGAAGUUCCUCGUAACGAGUCUCACCUCUACCCCGUUAACUGCAUCGCGUUUAACGUGCACGGUACUUUUGCAACUGGUGGUGCUGAUGGAAGUAUCAACUUUUGGUGCAAACAGAGUAGGACAAGAUUGAAGACGAUGGAAACGAAAGGACCGGCUAAUGCGCCAAAGGAAUUGUUGAAGACCAAUCCGGCAAAACAGCCGAUUACCGCAAUCGCGUUCAAUAGAGAUGCAACUAUCUUUGCCUACGCAGUUGGAUACGAUUGGCAUAAGGGAUAUCAAGGAGCUGGUGGGGUGGAGCCGAAAGUUUGGAUUCAACCAGUGAAUUAUGAGGAUGUGAAGAAGAGGCCUCCUAAGGCCUAA